Molecule: messenger RNA, 2028 nt
Organism: Camellia sinensis
Lineage: Eukaryota; Viridiplantae; Streptophyta; Magnoliopsida; Ericales; Theaceae
Source: RefSeq, a predicted model, not a curated record
AUGAUAAAUUCAAACACUAAUUCCACCUCCCACUUCCCACUCUCCACGUCUGAAGCAGUUACACCAUCUUCCUUCAAUUGCAUUUUGCAUCUUCCUUGUUACACCUUCUUCAUUCAAUUGCAUUUUGCAUCUUCCAUGUGUUCCUCUGCCUCGCUUCCCCUCCCCAACACUAGCACACCUCCACCACCACUGCCGCCGCAACAACAACAACAACCACCCACAUUAUCAACCUCUCCAGAACAGAAUGAUGUAGUUUGGUUUUGGAUGGGAAGCACAAGUGGCAACAGACAAGAUGAUCCUCGCGAAGUUCAGAUGGAAGGAAAUAUCCCUCAUGUCGACCACAAUCAGGAUGCUUUGAGUGAUAAAGACAUUCCAGAUAAUCAAUUAAUUAUCCAUAGGAGAUAUCACAAUUGUGCAAGAAAUUUUCAUGAAAAUGAAAGGUUCCAAACAAUGCAGUUCCCUGCUCCAACUACAUGUAGACAUUGCAACGCAAGAUUGUUCCACCGUGAAACAUCUACCAUGUGUUGUAAUAAUGGAAUAAUUGUUUUGCCACCAGUAACAGCUCUAAAUGAGAUGAUUGAUAUUUUCUCUGACCAAAUAGUCGAGGGUCAUCAUUUCAGACAACAUAUUCAAGCCUACAAUCAUGUUUUCUCAUUCACUUCAAUAGGUGUUCAUGUUGAUGAAAACUUAGCAACAAGAACUCGAGGUGUGUACACGUUUUGUGCACAAGGAGCCAUAUAUCAUAAGAUUGGGAGUCUCUUACCAAAUUCUAGCGACAGACCGAGAUAUUUGCAACUGUAUGUUUAUGAUACUGACCAUGAGAAUGAGAAUCGAAUACUUAAAAUCAAAGAGCAACCAUGUAAUAGGCCCCAAUACAAUCUUCCUACUGCUCCUGAAGUUGCUGCCGUUUUAGUAGGUGGCGAAGAAGGUGGAAAUUUAAAACCAAAAGAUAUCAUUGUCCAAUUAACCAGUGGUCACCUCCUAAAUAUUUCUGAUAUUGUCGGAUACUAUGAUCCAUUACAGUAUCCUCUGUUGUUACCCUAUGGUAACGACAUUCGCCUUGGUGAUCAAUCUCUCUUUCUUCAAGGAGGUCGCUUCUUACAGCAGUACGUCGUAGAUAAUUACGUGAAGAUUGAGUCCAACAAAUUAAGAUGGAUACGUACUCAUCAGAAUCACAUUCGAGCAGAUUUUUAUCAAGGUCUUCUAGAUGCAGUACAUGCUGGUGAAAAUUAUGGAGGUAAUGUUGGUCAUAGAACAAUAUUACCAUCGUCGUUUGUUGGUAGCCCACGAGACAUGUAUCAGAGAUAUCAAGAUGCAAUGGCUCUGGUCCAAAAGUAUGAAAAACCUAAUCUUUUCCUUACAAUGACCUGCAAUCCAAAUUGGCCUGAAAUUAAAGCUGAGUUGCUACUUGGACAGUCACCGCAUGAUCGUCCUGAUUUGCUAACAAGAAUAUUUCAUUCGAAAUUUGAUGAGAUGAAGACUGACAUUCUUACAAAACAUGUACUCGGGAAGGUUCUAGCAUAUGUAUAUGUUAUUGAGUACCAAAAAAGAGUCUUACCACAUGCCCACAUGGUCAUUAUUUUGGAUGAAAAUGAUAAGUUACGCACUCCUGACGAUUAUGAUAACAUUGUCAGAGCUGAAAUUCCAGACAAGAGAUUAGAGCCUAGAUUAUACAGUGUAGUUCUCAAACACAUGAUACAUGGCCCAUGUGGAAUGUAUAAUGAACGGUCUCCGUGUAUGACAAAUGGUCGGUGCAAAAGACGUUUCUUAAAGCCAUUUUUUUCCAUUACUACACUUGGAAACGAUUCAUAUCCUAUUUAUCGAAGAAGAGAAGUGGAGUCAGUUCCUUUAGAGAGUAACCCAAGCGUCUUAGUGGAUAAUAGUUGGGUCAUUCCGUACAACCCAUGGUUGCUCUUGAAAUAUGAUUGUCAUAUCAAUCUUGAAAUUUGCAAUAGUGUUACAAGUGUGAAGUAUUUAUACAAAUAUGUUUAUAAAGGCCCUAACUGUGUUGCACUAGAAGUUCGUUAA